Molecule: messenger RNA, 1426 nt
Organism: Hipposideros armiger (great roundleaf bat)
Lineage: Eukaryota; Metazoa; Chordata; Mammalia; Chiroptera; Hipposideridae
Gene: AAAS
Product: aladin WD repeat nucleoporin
Exons: 13
Coding region: 159-1397 (412 amino acids)
Biological process (GO): nucleocytoplasmic transport
Cellular component (GO): nuclear pore
Molecular function (GO): protein binding
Source: RefSeq, a predicted model, not a curated record
UCCUUCUCUGCUAGUCUUCCCUUCACUUCCGUUGAGCAUUGCAUCGCCGCUUGUCCCAGGCGGCUACCCGUACGCAUCCGAAUCUAGCCCGGGAACUAAGAGUCAGAGGAGCUGGAUUCGCGAGUUUGCUGAUUCCGGACGUCCUCGGGACCCGCAAGAUGUGCUCCUUGGGGUUGUUUCCUCCGCCGCCGCCUAGGGGUCAAGUCACCCUAUACGAGCACAAUAACGAGCUGGUGACAGGCAAUACCUAUGAGAGCCCGCCUCCUGACUUCCGGGGCCAGUGGAUCAAUCUUCCUAUCUUAAACCUGACGAAGGAUCCCCUGAAAACCCCUGGGAGGCUGGACCACGGCACAAGAACUGCAUUCAUCCAUCAUCGGGAACAAGUGUGGAAGAGAUGCAUCAAUAUUUGGCGUGAUAUGGGCCUAUUUGGGGUGCUGAAUGAAAUUGCAAACUCAGAGGAGGAGGUGUUUGAAUGGGUGAAGACGGCGUCCAGCUGGGCUCUGGCACUCUGUCGAUGGGCGUCCUCCCUCCAUGGGUCCCUGUUCCCCCAUCUGUCUCUCAGGAGUGAAGAUCUGAUUGCUGAGUUUGCCCAAGUCACAAAUUGGUCCAGCUGCUGCUUGCGGGUCUUUGCAUGGCACCCUCAUACCAACAAGUUUGCAGUGGCCCUGCUAGAUGACUCAAUCCGUGUAUAUAACGCCAACAGUACUAUAGUCCCCUCUCUGAAGCACCGGCUGCAGCGAAAUGUGGCAGCUCUGGCCUGGAAGCCCCUCAGUGCCUCUGUCUUGGCUGUGGCCUGCCAGAGCUGCAUUCUCAUCUGGACCCUGGACCCCACCUCCUUGUCUACCAGCCGUGCUAGGGGUGGUGAAGGAAAGGGGCGCGUUGGAGGUGCGAAAUCAGCAACGAUUGUGGCAGACCUGUCUGAGACAACAAUACAGACGCCAGAUGGAGAGGAAAGACUUGGGGGAGAGGCUCACUCCAUGGCCUGGGACCCCAGCGGGGAGCGUCUGGCUGUGCUCAUGAAAGGAAAUCCACGGGUCCAGGAUGGUAAGCCAGUCAUCCUCCUUUUUCGCACUCGAAACAGCCCCGUGUUUGAAUUACUUCCUUGUGGUAUUAUCCAGGGGGAGCCAGAAGCCCAGGCCCAGCUCAUCACUUUCCAUCCUUCCUUCAACAAAGGGGCUCUGCUCAGUGUGUGCUGGUCCACCGGCCGAAUUGCCCACAUCCCUCUGUACUUUGUCAAUGUCCAGUUUCCACGUUUUAGCCCAGUGCUUGGCCGAACCCAAGAGCCCCCUAUUGGGGGCGGAGGUUCUCUUCAUGAUCUGCCCCUCUUUACUGAGACAUCCCCAACCUCUGCUCCUUGGGACCCUCUGCCAGGGCCACCGUCUCACUCCCACUUCUAAUAAUAAAAAAUUUCAUUCUUUGUCUUCCA